CUCACUCACUCUCUCUCUCUCGCGCGCGCUCUCUCUCAUGGCGAGCAGUAGGGACGCCGUCUCAGUUACGGACUGACGGAAGCUCUGCUUUCCUCUUCGCAUUCUUUUAAAAAAACCACAUGAAUUCACUCGCGUAAAGAGGCGUGAGUCUCCACUCUUCCGUCUAAAGGGGUUAAAUAAAGGAAACCUCAGCAUGAACAGUAUGAGCAGUUGCGGCUUCCUGAAUAUGGCGACGACUGGAGAUUUUGACCCGCUCAACGCCACUAUUCCUGCCACAAAAGUUGAGAUUACGGUCUCGUGCAGAAACCUUCUCGACAGAGACACGUUUUCCAAAUCAGAUCCAAUCUGUGUGCUGUACACCCAAGCCAUUGGCAACAAAGAGUGGAGAGAGUUUGGGCGGACGGAAGUUAUCGACAACACUUUGAACCCAGAUUUUGUGCGCAAAUUCGUAUUGGACUACUUCUUUGAAGAAAGACAGAACAUAAGGUUUGAUCUGUACGAUGUCGACUCCAAGAGCUCCAACCUCUCAAAACAUGAUUUCCUUGGCCAGGCCUUGUGUUCGUUGGGAGAGGUGGUGGGUUCGCAGGGCAGUCGUAUGGAGAAAGAUCUUGGGGGGAUUCCAGGGAAGAAAUGUGGGAAAAUUAUUGUGAAGGCUGAGGAGCUUAACAACUGCAGGGAGUCUGUGAUGAUGCAAUUUUGUGGCAACAAGCUGGACAAAAAGGACUUUUUUGGCAAAUCGGACCCCUUCUUAGUGUUUUACCGCAGCAAUGAGGAUGGAACAUUUACUAUAUGUCAUAAGACAGAGGUGGUGAAGAACACGCUGAACCCUGUGUGGGAAGCCUUUAAAAUCCCCGUCAGAGUCCUGUGCAAUGGCGAUUUUGACAGAGCGAUCAAGGUUGAGGUGUAUGACUGGGAUCGUGAUGGCAGCCAUGACUUCAUUGGAGAAUUCAGCACAAGCUAUAGAGAACUGUCAAGAGGCCAGUCACAAUUUAACGUGUAUGAGGUCAUAAACCCAAAGAAGAAAGGCAAGAAGAAAAAAUAUCUCAACUCUGGAACCGUGACGCUGCUCUCGUUUCUCGUUGAUAUUGAUGUCACCUUCCUGGACUACAUCAAAGGCGGGACUCAGAUUAAUUUCACAGUGGCGAUUGAUUUCACAGCUUCUAACGGCAACCCAGCCCAGCCCACUUCCCUUCAUUACAUGAGUCCAUAUCAGCUCAACACCUACGCCAUGGCACUUAAAGCUGUGGGGGAGAUCAUACAGGACUAUGACAGCGACAAGAUGUUCCCUGCACUGGGGUUCGGAGCCAAACUGCCUCCUGAUGGGAGAAUAUCCCAUGAGUUCGCCUUGAAUGGAAACCCUCAGAAUCCAUAUUGCAAUGGCAUUGAAGGAGUCAUGGAAGCGUAUUACCAGAGUCUAAAGUCCGUUCAGCUCUUCGGCCCCACCAACUUCUCGCCAGUCAUCAACCAUGUAGCCAGAUACGCUGCCUCAGUAAACGACGGAUCCCAGUACUUCAUCCUGCUCAUCAUCACGGAUGGAGUGAUAUCAGAUAUGGCCCAGACAAAAGAGUCCAUUGUUAAUGCUGCAUGUCUUCCCAUGUCAAUUAUUAUUGUCGGAGUUGGACCAGCCGAGUUUGACGCCAUGAUCGAGUUGGAUGGUGAUGAAGUCAGAAUCUCAUCGAGGGGCAGAUACGCUGAGAGAGACAUCGUACAGUUUGUUCCAUUCAGAGACUACAUCGAUCGCACUGGGAAUCACAUCCUCAGCAUGGCCCGCCUGGCCAAAGACGUUCUUGCUGAGAUCCCAGACCAGUUCCUAUCCUACAUGAAGACCAGAGGCAUCAAGCCAUCUCCCGCUCCCCCUCCGUACACACCGCCAGGACACCCGCUGCAAACUCAGAUCUGAAACGGGCCCAGGAGCGAGCCUUGCAGUAUCUCAGUAUCUAUCUCUCAAAUCACUCAGUGAGGUGAAAGUUUCCUCAGCUUUUUCUGUCCCUUUCUCUUUGCACUAUGGGGGCUGUAGAUGGUCACCAUGCUUCGACAGGGUUAUGAGGACAGGUUUACUUCCAUUACAGGCAUUCUCUGUCAGGAUGUCUCUCCGUUUCUCUCUCUGUCUCUCGAUGCCUGGCUAGCUUGUUUUCUGAGAGCCAUGUUAUAGAAUGAACUUCACGUUUCUGGCUCACCACGAAAAGAAGGAUGAGCGUGUGUGACGGAAUGACUAAAGAAACGAGCUGACGAUGUUGCGCCACGUCUCAGAACAGCAGAGCAGCUUCCUCUUCCUCAGACUGGGAAAAGGCUAACAAAUCACCAGUCUCAAACGGACUGUUGUACAUAAAUUUGACUUUUUUCCCGUCAUUUCUUAUCUCUUCCUCUUCUUUCUUCUAUGAGCUCUCACUCAAUGUUUACAUGUUAAUGAUUUUCUUACUGUUGGAUCUGACUUUUAUAAAUGUAUAUCUUCAACAUGAUCCUCGCAGCAUGUUAUCUUUGCCAAGCCCGUCAGGUCGCAGCGGCUGGUGUCGUCGCGGAAAACCACAUUUCUCGCAUGGAAAUGGUGUGCUCAGGCAUGCGAUGCAUGUCGUGCAACGUUCAUGUUAUUUGGCCUUUUCUUGUUCUCUCUCUUUCUCUCUCUCACUCACUUUCUAUUUUUAUUUAUUUAAUUUUUUUUGACGGGCACCUCGUUGUGCAUAAAGAACCUCAUAGCAACGUGCUCCAUAACAUUUAUCUCUGAGCAGCUGCUCUCAAAUAAGAGCCCAGUGGUCAAAAACACAGAUGCCAUUAUUAUUUUCUGUCUUAAAACUUUUUGUAGGGAUGUUUUGUCAUUUUUCUGUUGAUUUGGUGAUGCCGUGUAAUGUUUUUUUCCAAUAACAUGUAGAUUCAUUCAUCAUAUUUAAUAAGUACAUAGUAGUUUUGCCCAAAGAUAGGGAAUUACGAAAUCCUUGGAUUUCAUUGUGAAUAUUAAAGUGUUGAAACCUGAUAAGAUACACCUAAUUUACAAAAGUCUUUUCUAGAAAUAUUUUUGAUCCCAUUAUUUUAGAAAUGUGCUGCUAGUAUCAGAAAAAAUAAUUAAAUCACAUAUCAACUUUUGACAAUUUUUUCUUGAUUAUUACCAUUGCAAAAUACUAAAACAAAACCUUUUUUUCUCAUAUAGUAAAUGUGAAUCUUAUAGUAUGUAGCAACUCAUUUUUUCAUCACACACUAGUGAACUAUUUUGGGUGACAGCCUCGUGUUGAGGGGGAACAUUCCCUGUUAAAACUUUUUUUUUUCCCCAGUUGUGCUGCUUUUUCACACACAAUAUUGAAAUAUUACACAUAAAGUAGCUGCAAAAAGUCUUUUAAAACACUAGUGCCAAGCAUACUGAGCAAAUGUAGGAUGAUGUAUGUUAUUACAAAAAAAAAAGUAUUUUAUAGAAAAAUAACAUUUGCCGAAGAAAUGUAUUUUAGGUUUGAAACAAAAGUCACAAAAUAAAACCAAAACGUAUGUCAAUUAUUGGUACGCUUAAUUACUGAUUGAAUAUAAUCAUAACAAAUCACCUUAAACAUAAUUGCGAAAUUGGCUGAAAAAAGUGAAGCUGGUAUGGUGUUCUAAUCAUUUUAUAAUAUUAUUAUAAAAAUACUUCGUAGACUGCUUUUUCUUGACUAUCAACUCAACUCACUCAGAAAGAAAGUGGACUCAAUUUAAAUUUGUCUGCAAAACUACUUUCCAUCAUGUGAGUAUGGCAG
Molecule: messenger RNA, 3713 nt
Organism: Pimephales promelas (fathead minnow)
Lineage: Eukaryota; Metazoa; Chordata; Actinopteri; Cypriniformes; Leuciscidae
Product: copine-8
Biological process (GO): cellular response to calcium ion
Cellular component (GO): plasma membrane
Molecular function (GO): calcium-dependent phospholipid binding
Source: RefSeq, a predicted model, not a curated record